GCCAUAGUUAAACAUAAUCAAUCACAACAAAUCUAUGAACCCAAACAAUCAUAGCGGUUUAUCCGGAAACGGCCAUCCCAACCCAACCUUGUUGUUAGUAUCUCACCUCAGCCUUCUCCUCUUCCUUCUCCUCUUCCUUCUCCCCUUUUUCCUUUCCCUUUCCCUCCCAACUUUAAUCAUUCUGAUGCUCGGCGCAGUUUACUUCCUUCGCGAUGUCUGGAUUAAAUCCUUUCCGCCUUAGUAGGAAGCCUGACGCGCUUCCGGUUACGACGCAAUUCGUUGAUGAUUCGCUUUUCGCUCCUCCUGGGGCUGCGGGUUAUGAUAAUGAAAAUGGAAAUGAGGAUAUAAAGGCGUUUGACGCGCAGGACAACGAGGAUCAGAACCCCGCCGCUGCUACUCCUACCGCCGCGACGACGGCAUCGACAACGGAAUCAACCAGGGAUGUCGAUACAACCUCCGUGUCAUCCGAUGAUGGCUCGACGUCAGAUCCCUUCCGGCAGGCUUCACAUUUGAGCGAUAAUGAUCGGGAUAGCGGGAGUUACAAGGAGACUCGACGGGACUCCGCCGUUCAGCCCGAUGGUCUAUCGUCGGCACCUCCUACAAGCGCAGAUAUAUCCACGAAAGAAAGCAACACAUUACAUCCAAAGUCAGCAAAACGGGCUAGUCGUCCACUUCCUCCGCCUCCCACGGGGUCCCGGACUGCGAAUAGCAGCAGUACCGAUGUCUCUCAGUUAUCUACACGUUCGGGGACGGUGAACAAACGCACGUCGGUUACGGAUAUCGAUACAAGAUCUCUGAGCAGCAGGUCAGGGAACAGGGAGAAGAAACCACCGCCUCCUCCGAAGAGCCAUCAUGGGAAGUUGAUCAAUAAUCCGGUGCAACCGGUGCCGGCUGAAUCGAAACGCUUUUCCUUUCAUGAUUCUUCUUCCGAGACCUCGUUCAAUACGCCGAGUACGCCGUCACAGUCUAGUAAGCCGUCUGUCCAGGUGGACUAUUUCUCUUCAGUUCCGAAUGAAAGCCAGAAUCCGAACCAGAACUCGAACCCCAGAGCGACGGACACGCUCAAGCGCAGUCAGUCCCAAUACAAGCGUCCGCCUACGCCACCGCUCAGUCGACGACAUAGUCAGAUGAAGAGAUCCAAAUCUACAUUAUCCUCCAAACAGAAUCAGAACCGAUUGUCACUACCUGUCGGGAGCGAGGGAGUUAAGCCCUCCCCGCCCCCGAGUCCAGGUACCACCACCACGUCAUUAAACCCGCCGGUGCAACGAGCUUCGAGGCCGCUGUCGUUGCAAACCGAUGAGAAUACAUUGAAAUCUACCUCGUCACUUAAAGAACAAGCGCCAUCCCCGCUAUCACCCACCGCGGAAUCACCACUAUCGAGAACAACAUCUAUCCGACGAACAACGUCCGGGUCCUCCUCAGCCGCAGCGCCUCCUCCUCCUCCACCGCCGCGACGGGCUCGUUAUAGCAAUGAUAGCACCCGACCCGCCAGCUACGUGCAGCCGAAGAAGACGGAAGAAGAGAGUUCCUUCCAACCAUCGAACGCGAAUAACAUCCUGGAGGAUCUGUCGCGGUUACAGAAGGAGGUGGAUGAUCUUCGGGGACGGUAUGAGAGCCGCCAGGGGAGUCAUUAGCUGCAUCUGUGACUCAUUGGAUGCUUUAUGAAUGAUUGUUUGUUAGUUACAAGUAUGAUCCUGCUGUACAUACACAUACAGUGCAGAGUACCCUGGUGCAUACUCCGUAUCCGGCGGUGGCGAGAGCGAGAACAUUGUUUGGAACGGAAGUGGAUCUCGGAGACGGGUCUGGGGAGGAGUUAUGACUGACUAUGCUGAACUCGGAGAGACUGAUACGUAUAAGUAUAUACACCGUAAUGAGCUAUGGUUCUAUUCUCUGUAUCUACAUAGUACAUAGCUGUACUGCUUGCAUUAGUAUCAAUGUACUAUGUACAUAGCGUGCUAGAGCAUAGGGAUUGAUUGGCUGCAGGGAGCCAUGACGUCGCCUCAUUUUGAGCAAAGAAAUCAAGGGACAUAAAAUAAUAUUAUCUAAAAAAGAAUGCGAUUCAUGUCGAUGUCAG
Molecule: messenger RNA, 2074 nt
Organism: Aspergillus glaucus CBS 516.65
Lineage: Eukaryota; Fungi; Ascomycota; Eurotiomycetes; Eurotiales; Aspergillaceae
Exons: 2
Coding region: 213-1634 (473 amino acids)
Source: RefSeq, a predicted model, not a curated record